UAUUGCGCACGAGCUCAGUCAUCAGAAACCUCUGGAGCCGGUGCGCAUAUGACAACCACCCGUCUAGGAAUUAGCCUGCUUUCACGCCUCAAAUUUAUUGCACCCGUAUUUUAGACUCGUAUGCUGUAAGAAAAUGUAAGUCUGUUUGCGCCAGACGCAAUGAUAAUGCCAUGGAAAAAUUUUCUUCGACUGCGGGUUCUUUAGUGGAGAGUGGAGAACGGAAAACGGACCGGCAGCGUAGCCUCUCUCCUCAGUGAUGUUACAGUGUGAUUUAUUUGUUGGUUGUUUGUAACGUUUCGCAAGAGUGACUGGGAGUCCGAUGAGUACCUGAACCUCCUCCAGAUGUCUUCUCUCCUCUGGUCAGGUGCGCGUUUGAGGGACGCACCAUAAUUUUGCUAUUUUGGCUGUUUUGCGCUGGCUCCAGCGCUUUGGGCACGUUUUGGACUAUCAGAGACAUGGGCGCGGGGGGUCCUACCCUUAACCUGCGGAACUUGGCAGGACUUCUUUUUCUUCUGCAGCUGGUGAGCGCGCUGGACGUCCGAGAGCUUCGUCCACCAGAGUCUACGCCAGGACAGAGCCCUGAGGACGCACAGUCUCUGCUGGAGUCCUUAGCGCUACCUCCUAACACAGAGUAUGAGCUGGUGGCUCCGUUUGAAGUGGACCACGAGGGGCGGUACAUCUCGCAUGCCGUGGCGCAUCAUCAACGGCACCGGCGCUCUCUGGACCUUGGCAAGACAGCCGGUACCCCUGACCUGGUCCACUUCAGGCUCAGCGGGCUGGGCCAGAACUUCCAUUUGGAGCUGAGGUGGUCCAACGGGCUCAUUGCCCCUGGAUUCAAGGUCCAGCGACUGAACCACAAUGCAACGGUCAGCCUGCAUGAGUACAGCCCACAUGACCUCUGCUUUUAUCAAGGCACACUCAGGUCAGAGGUCAACUCCUCAGUGGCUCUGUCGACAUGUGGGGGAAUGUCAGGCCUCAUUCGCACUCAGGAGGCCGACUACCUGCUCAGGCCAGUGCCUCCUCACCUGGCGGCGAGAGCCAACUACAGCGGCCCGCCAGACCACCAGCCCCACGUCCUCUACAAACGCUCCGUCGACCGCCCGCACAGGAACCGCCGUCACCAAGACCACAGGCUCCACCCAGAUCACCCUGACGACACACGUGGUCAGGGCCAGAAGCAGCACUUCUGUGGGAGGCGGAAGAAAUAUAUGCCCAAGCCCCCACCGGAUGACAUCCGCAUCCUUCCUGAUGAGUACCCACUCUUGCCCAGGAGCAAGCGGGCUGCGCCGCUCCAUGGCACCCCUAGUGGCCAGAAGCUGAAUGUCGAGACCCUGGUGGUGGUGGAUAGAAAAAUGAUGGAGAAUCAUGGCCAUGAGAAUGUCACCACCUACGUUUUGACCGUGCUCAACAUGGUGUCCACUCUGUUCAAGGAUGGUACCAUUGGUGGCGACAUCAACAUUGUCAUUGUGGGACUCAUUCUACUGGAAGAGGACCAGGAUGGUCUGUCUAUCAGUCACCAUGCUGACCACACGCUGAAUAGUUUCUGCCAGUGGCAGGCUGGCCUGUCCGGGCCAGAUGGGCAACGCCAUGACCACGCCAUCCUGCUCACCGGGCUGGACAUCUGUUCCUGGAAGAACGAGCCCUGCGACACUUUGGGUUUUGCUCCUAUCAGUGGCAUGUGCAGUAAGUACCGCAGCUGCACCAUCAAUGAGGACACAGGGCUGGGCCUUGCUUUCACCAUUGCUCAUGAGUCUGGACACAACUUUGGCAUGGUGCAUGAUGGAGAGGGCAAUGUGUGUAAGAAGUCUGUGGGCAACAUCAUGUCUCCCACACUGGCUGGCCACAACGGUGUGUUCUCCUGGUCCGCCUGCAGCCGCCAGUAUCUCAGCCGUUUCCUCAGCACCACCCAGGCCACAUGUCUGUCAGACGAGCCGCAGUCUGUGGGGGAGUACGAAUACCCUCGCCAGCUUCCAGGAGAGCUCUACGACACCGACACCCAGUGCAAGUGGCAGUUUGGGGAGAAGGCCAAACUCUGCACCUUGAACUUUAAGAAGGACAUCUGUAAGGCCCUGUGGUGUCACCGUGUGGGGAGGAAGUGUGAGACCAAGUUCUUACCCGCCGCCGAGGGCUCUGUCUGUGGUCCUGACAUGUGGUGCCGGCGGGGGCAGUGUGUGAAGCAGGGCGACUCGGGUCCGGUUCCGGUCCACGGUGAAUGGUCAGCCUGGUCUGGGUGGUCCAGCUGCUCCCGGACCUGUGAGAGUGGAGUGACCUACAGAGAGAGACACUGCAACAGCCCCAAACCCAUGUAUGGGGGCCAGUUUUGUGAAGGCCUGUCCCGCUCCUACAAGCUGUGCAACACUAAAGACUGUCCCCCCGGAAACACGGACUUCAGAGCUGUGCAGUGUGCAGAGUUCAACAGUAAGCCCUUCAGAGGGUGGUACUACAAAUGGAGCCCCUAUACACAUGUGGAUGAUCGGGAUGCAUGUAAGCUGCACUGUCUGGCUGAAGGCUACGACUUCUUCUUCGCCCUGUCCAGCAAAGUGAAGGACGGGACGCCCUGUGCACCCGGCAGUCCCAAUGUCUGCAUCGACGGAGUGUGUGAGAGGGUCGGGUGUGACCGGGUCCUUGGGUCCCGGGCCAGACCUGAUGUGUGUGGUGUGUGUCAGGGAAAUAAUUCCACCUGCAAGGUCUACAGGGGCCAGUACAGCAAACAGCACCGGACUAACCAGUAUUACACAGUGGUGAGCAUCCCUGCUGGAGCUCGCAGCAUCCGUCUGCUGGAGCUCAACGCCUCCAGCUCCUACCUGGCCAUCAGGAACGUCCAGAAGAAAUACUACUUGAAUGGACGCUGGACCAUCGAUUGGCCAGGCAGACACAACAUUGCCGGCACUGUGUUUGACUACCGCAGACCCUACAACCGCCCAGAGAGCCUGACCGCUAGCGGGCCGACCAAUGAGACACUUCUCGUGGAGAUUCUGCUCCAGGGUCAUAACCCAGGGAUUCAGUGGGAGUACAGCCUGAACCAGAGCCAUGUGGAUCAACGCACGCCACCCAAACACAACUACACCUGGGCCAUCGUCCGCUCCACCUGCUCCACUACCUGCGCUGGAGGCACCAUGACCACUAAGAUAGCCUGUUAUAGGGACCUGCGUGUCCAGGUGAACACGUCGUUCUGCAACCCUCGCUCACGCCCCUCCUCUGGAACUGUGCCAUGCAACACUCAGCCCUGCCCCCCCAGCUGGUCUGUGGGGUCAUGGGGGGCGUGCAGCCGUACCUGUGGGGAGGCGGAGCAGAGCCGAGAGGUGGAGUGUGUGCAGAGGAGCGCCCCCGGACAGGUGGAGAAGAUACCGGACCUCAGCUGCCCUCAGCCGACCCCCCCGCGCAUCCAGAGCUGCCACAACCCCAGCUGCCCCCCACAGUGGAGCACUGGACCCUGGUCUCAGUGCUCCAGUGUGCGGCGCUGUGGUAAGGGACUGCGUCGGCGUCUGGUGGAGUGCCUUAGCAGUGUUGGCACAGGGACACGGGCACUGCCUGACCGCUCGUGUGAUGCCCACCUCAAACCUAGCAGUCAGGAGUCUUGCCAGCUGAGGCGAUGCCCACGACCGGCCAAGGGGCAGUGGGUCCUGUCCACUUGGCAACAGUGUUCGGUGACGUGUGGCGUAGGUGUGCAGAAACGACAGCUGAAGUGUGCGGAGAAGGACGCGGUGGGGAAGUACCAGGAGCUGGUGGCCAAGCGGUGCCAACACGCCUCCCAACCCUCGCUGGAGCUGCAGCGGGCAUGCGUCCAGCCUGAGUGCCCACGCCCAGUGGAGGCCAGCCCCAGCUGGUACACCGGCCCCUGGUCACAGUGCACCGUGUCCUGUGGUGGAGGGGUGCAGUCUCGGUCAGUGCAGUGUCUCCUAAGUGGCCGGCUUGUGUCAGGAUGCUCUGCUCACCUGAAACCCCCCAUGGCCCAAGCCUGUAAUGCCCAUUACUGUCCCCGGCCAGAGAAAAAAGAGAUGGUGUGCAAGGACUAUUUCAACUGGUGCUACCUGGUGCCCCAGCACGGUGUGUGCCACCACAAGUUCUACGGGCAUCAAUGCUGCCAGUCCUGCUCUCACCCCAACCUGUGAUGGGCAGGACGCAGGACACAGGAGAAAACGGAAGGAAGCAGAUCUCCCCACCGCAAGAGAGCAGAGACUACAGAUGUGCGUGUUUACAGUGGAGAGAGUUGGGGGAUGGAGCACUAGCCUGGAGGACUACCAGAGGCUGAGUGCUACUAAACGCUCUGAUGUUAACCCUGCACUGAAAUUAGACGAUCGAUAAGAUGGGGACAUAGACUUCAGGUGUCUUUAGAAGGUAGCCUGACUUUAGAGAGACUUGAAGGAACUGAGUGGUCAAAACACUUCUGGACUGAACCCUCCACGUCCAGACAGAGACUGCAGGAGCUGGCGUGAAAAGGAUGCACACCAGACUUGAAAGGAGAAAGUUAUAUGGCAAGCUCUCCUUUCCAGUGUUAAUCUCUAUGGUGCUUUAUAUGGCAAGCUCUCUGGUCCAGUUUUAAUCUCUAUGGUGCUUUACAGGAUCAGUGUUGUUACAAAGACACUUUACAGACCCCCAAGCCUAAGGCCCCCGAGACUAAGGCCCUCACACAGAGUCCAAAGGGUUCUGACCUACAACUGUUAUAUAUGAAAGUUGACCACACUCACACUUGAUUUGCAUUUUUCGUGUGUGUUUACCUCAAAAUAAAGAAAAAUACAUUUGUGUACAA
Molecule: messenger RNA, 4750 nt
Organism: Alosa sapidissima (American shad)
Lineage: Eukaryota; Metazoa; Chordata; Actinopteri; Clupeiformes; Clupeidae
Product: A disintegrin and metalloproteinase with thrombospondin motifs 16
Exons: 23
Coding region: 456-4112 (1218 amino acids)
Biological process (GO): extracellular matrix organization; proteolysis
Cellular component (GO): extracellular matrix
Molecular function (GO): metalloendopeptidase activity
Source: RefSeq, a predicted model, not a curated record